CGCAUUGAUCUCUACGGCACCGAAGACGACGUUUUCCGAUCAUUUUCAUACACCAGCUGUGUGGGUAGCAAAAAGUACUAGACACCACAACCAACCCAAACCCAACCACACCCACAUCCACUCCCCACCACCACCAACCUUCCUUCCUUCACCCUCUUCUCAUCUUCUACUACUACUACUACACAUCCUCAAUCGUUGAUGCUAAUUACCACCAACCUUCUUAUUACUACUACUACUACUACUAUCUCUUUGAAACCCUUCCUUCUUUUUGUCUUAAUUUCUAUACAUAUCGGGAAAUAGAUCAAAAGAAAAUCUAAAUUAAUGAAGGAAGAAGAGCAGCAACCACCUGUCCACCACCUCCUGCUCCACCACCACCGACGACGGGUCGCUGCUUUGGCUGGCAAGAAAUUCACCAAACACACGGUCUGCUUUAUUCUCCUCCUCCUCCUCUCUUACUCCUUGGGAUAUAUUUCCGCUCCAUCUCAUCAAUAUCCCAAUUACUCUUCACCCCACUCUCCCUCCUCUUCUUCUCAACCAAGACAUAUUAAUAUUCCCCAAAGCAACCAAAAAAACACCUCCACCCCCGCAACCGCCGACGACAACAACAACAACAACAACGACCACUACCGUUUCACGACUCAGUGUGCCGACCCAGUUCCCUCCAAACUCGUCCGCCAAACAAUUCUCGACAGAGUAUUCAAUGGCACUUCCCCUUACGAAGAUUUCCCCCCGGAGCAUGCUAGCCCUCUCCUACGCCCAAGGAGAAUCAAAGGCUGGGGCUCAACCGGCGCUGUAUUCGAGAACCUAAUCCGCAAAGUCCAACCCAGGACCAUACUUGAGGUUGGCACGUUCUUGGGGGCGUCAGCGAUUCACAUGGCGGAGUUGGCGAGGGGACUGGGACUGGAGACUCAGAUAGUGUGUCUGGACGACUUCCGUGGGUGGCCCGGUUUUCGUGACCGGUUCAGGGACAUAAAGAUGGUGAACGGAGACGUGUUGCUUCUGUACCAGUUCAUGCAGAACGUGGUUCACGAGAAGGCCAGUGAGUCGGUAGUAUUUGUUCCGUUCUCGAGCGGGUCGGGUCUGGAGAAACUGUGUGAGUGGGGUGUGUUCGGGGACCUAAUUGCGGUGGAUGCAGGUCACGACUUUCACUCGGCCUGGUCGGAUAUAAACCGGGCUUACAAACUACUAACACCCGGUGGAGUCAUAUUUGGGCAUGAUUACUUCACUUCUGCCGACCAUAACGGAGUUAGAAGAGCUGUGGAUUUGUUUGCCCGAGUCAAUAGACUCCAAAUCCAAAUCGACGGCCAACACUGGGUCAUUCAUCAUUCCUCUUAAUUAAUUAGGCUUGAUCAAUUUCAAUAUUCAACGUGCAUUAUUAACGGAUGCUGCAGCCUGCCACAGAGCCAGCCUCCUCUUAUACUAAAAUAUAUAUAAAUAAAAAAAUUGAAGCUUUGCUUACGUUUUAAUCUAGAUAAACGUAACAAAUAAACUUGAGGCUCAGUUGUUUACUCAAGACAUACUAUACGCGUAUUCAAUUUUCUUUGUACCGUAUGUCUAUGUAAAAGUUUUGUAGGAAUGUGCACAUUAUGUAAUACAGUAGUAGUAGUAGUAAAUAAAUACAGAAGAUUAAUGUA
Messenger RNA from Rhododendron vialii, 1634 nucleotides. RefSeq lists its product as uncharacterized. The transcript has a single exon. The record is from RefSeq and is a predicted model, not a curated record. The coding region runs from base 322 to 1335 and encodes 337 amino acids. Lineage: Eukaryota; Viridiplantae; Streptophyta; Magnoliopsida; Ericales; Ericaceae.